UAGCGACUUUUCUAGAUAAAUUCCUACUUUUGUAAUCAAAACUGCAGGGGAAAGGAUUCUUUUAUAAGAUCACGAUUGAGAUUAAAUUAUUAUCAGAUGACCUCUGCAUCACAGAAUUUUUAUAUAAACAAUGUCAUUCGUAUUGAAUGUCUUUUAAAGACUGAGCAAAAGAUGUUAUACAUAACACGUAUAGAUCAGUAGAAAUAUUUGUUAAGAGCAAUAUACAAAAGGAAGGAAAACAUUUGUGUACUGUGACGAGAGAAAGGCAGAUUAUGGAAAAUGAAUUAUAUUGGAGUAAAGAUGAAUAUAAAAAAAGAGUCUGAAGAAAUUGAUUUUCCUGAUGAGGAAAAGAAUGAAAAGAGCAAAAUAUCAUAUGAUUGUGAUACCUGUGGUAAAUUAUUCUCUCAGAAAGCUGACUUAGUCAUUCACCAAGGUAUUCAUACAGGAGAGAAGCCAUAUUGCUGUGAUAUCUGUGAUAAACCAUUGUCAGAUCGUACGGCCUUAACAAGACACAGACAGAUUCACCUAAAAGGAAAAUAUUUACACUGUGAUGUCUGUGGUAAAUCAUUUUCUGAUACUCAUCAUUUAACUUCUCACAAACGCAUUCAUACAGGAGAAAAACCAUAUCGUUGUGAUAUCUGUGGUAAAUCAUUCAUUAAGAAUAGUUACUUAACUACACACAUACGUAUUCACACGGGAGAAAAGCCUUAUCCUUGCGAUAUCUGUGGUAAAUCAUUUUCUCAAAAUAGUAACUUGACUCUUCACAAACAUAUUCAUACAGGAGAGAAGCCAUAUCUUUGUGAUAUCUGUGGUAAAUCCUUCUCUGGAAAUGGUUACUUAACUAGGCACAAGCAUGUUCAUACAGGAAAAAAGCCAUAUUGCUGUGAUAUUUGUGGUGAAUCAUUCUCUGGAAAUAGUCAUGUAACUAUUCACAAACGUAUUCAUACAGGAGAGAAGCCAUAUCAUUGCGAUAUCUGUGGUAAAUCAUUUUCUCAAAAUAGUAACUUGACUAACCACAAACGCAUUCAUACAGGAGACAAGCCAUAUCAGUGUGAUAUCUGUGGUAAAUCAUUCUCUGAAACUGGUAACUUAACUAAGCACAAGCGUGUUCAUACUGAAGAGAAGCCAUAUCAGUGUGAUAUUUGUGGUAAAUCCUUCUCUGGAAGUAAUCAUGUAACUGCUCACAAACGUAUUCAUACAGGAGAGAAGCCAUAUCAUUGUGAUAUCUGUGGUAAAUCAUUUUCUCAAAAUAGUCACCUGACUAGACACAGACGCAUUCAUACAAGAGAAGUCAUAUCACUGUAAUACCUGUGGUAAAUCAUUUCCCAAAAACAGCACUUUAUCUAGUCUCUGACGUUUUCACACAGGAGAAAAGCCAUAUCAUUGUAACAUGUGGCAAUUCAUUUGCUUAUAGAAGCAGCUUAACUACUUCCUUAGACAUUCGUAUGAGAGACAAACCAUACCAGUCAUCUGUCAUCAUUGUUCUCCAUGUCCACAUUUGCCAUUCUCUCAUUGGUUAGAUGAUAUUUAUUGACGUGAAUUUUCGCUGUCCAGAUGCCUUUCCUGUUGCCAACAUUCACCUGUUUCAAAGUAAGAUAUUUCCCCAUGAACAGAUAUGGUUUUGUGGCAUGUAAACUCACUAAAUGAAUAUCACUUAGCAUUCCUACAGAAACCUUCAUUUACCUUAUACGAUGUUUAAAGUCAUUUCACAUUCAUGUUGAAUUAUGCAGCAAUCUUAUGUUCUCUUCAUAGAACACUUGUAAUGUAUGUAUGACCAGUUCUUUUGGUAUAGUAGAUUUUUGCUAUUCUUGUUCAUGUCUCCUCACAGACGUGUAUAUCCUAACAAGUCACUUCUUAAAUUUCCCACCUCUCAUGUUCAACAAACACUGAGUUAAACUUGCAAAGCUGUUUAUUUUCUCUUUUCAAUUUUUAAUGUUUAUUUUAGCGGGUUGCCAAACUAUCAGUUUCGUCUCCCGGUUAAAGCAGUUGUGACAAAUUUUAAAGUUUGUUUGGCAUUUUAGAAGUAUGAAAGGGAUUAAAAUUUUGAUACUCCAUACCAAUGGAACAGCUGGCAAGGGCGAAUGCAGUGCUCUGGUAUGGGCAUGUGUUGAGAAGGGAUGAGGAUCAUGUUCUGGGGAGAGUGUUUGAGUUUAAAAUGAAUGAACUGUGAAAGCAAGGCUGACCAAAGAAAACGUGGAGGGGACAGGUGAAGGAGGAGAUUGGGAGGGUUGACUUGAGGAGGGAAGAUGCGUAAAACCUGGUGAGAUGGUGUGAUAGCAGGUGCAGUAAGAGUGAAGUAGAUCCAGCCACCCCUGUUAACAGGGACAAACCUGGAUUUAAAAUAUUGGAAUUCAUUCAUGGGGAUCAAACAAUAAGCAUAAGCCAGUGUCAAUGGCGAUUCCAGAAAUUUCAAGCAGGAAACUACAGCCUAGAAGACAAGCCUCAUCCUAGAAGAUCUGUAGUGCUCAACGAGGAUGCCCUGCAAACCCUUGUGGAACAAAAUCCCAUUGUAUUUGUUGAGAACAAAAUCAACUAGCAGAGAAGCUUCGAUUUGGUCAUUCAACCAUUCAUUGGUACCUGUGUGCCAGCAGACAGAAAAGUCAGCAAAUUGGAUCAAUGGGUUCCUCACAAACUUUCCGAGUCUAAUCGCACACAAAGAGUGAAUGUGUGUUCUUCUUUGCUGUCGCAUCUCAUAAAUGAACCUUUUAUGGACUGAAUAGUGACUGGUGACGAGAAAUGGGUUCUCUAUAAAAAUGUCAAGUGCCAAGGACAGUGGAUAAGGAAAGGAGAAACACCAGCAUCCAAGGCUAAAGAAGGCCUUCACGCACAUAAGGUGUUGUUAUCUUUUUGGCGGGAUAUGAAAGGUUUAGUCCACUUUGAACUUUUAAACCCUAACCAAACGAUAACAAAGGAGAUCUACUGCGUGCAGCUUGAGUGGCUUAAGUUAGUGAUAGAAGAAAAGCAACCAACUUUGGUUUCAAGACAAAAGGUGUUCUUCUGUUAGGAUAAUGCUCAGCCACAUACAAUGAAGAUGUCAUUCCAAAGGCUGGAGCAGUUUGAAUGGAAACGAUGCCCCCGACCACCAUAUUUGCUGGACAUUGCCCCAUCUGGUCAUCAUUUAUUCCCCAGUUUUCAAAAUCAUUUGGAAGGGAAAACUAUGAAUUCCGUAGACGAGGUCAGAACAGUACUGGAGAAGUAUUUUUUGUCACAGACAAGUGAAUAUUAGAAGAGGGACCUUGCAAAUCUACCAGAUAAUUUUUUUAAACAAAGCAAAUAAAACACAAAGUAAAUAAUUUUGUUUUUUGUUGAAUCUUCCCCAUCUUACUCUUAAAACGUCAUUUUACAUUCUUCCAGGGUGUAUUUUGGGGUCACAUCUAUUUCAGUAAUCCCAUUGUACGACACACCCCAACAAUCAGAAUAUAUAGUCGUCCCUGGUUCGAUAAAUUUUUUAAUAAGUGGUAGAAGAGUUUCGGAAGAACGGUCAGGUACAAAGACUAAAAACCUACUUUUAUCCUCUCUAUCCCAUCCUACGUUGUAUUUGCGCUUGCACAUCAUAGAUUCAUCUGUUUCUACGAUGUGCCCAAGUCCACCAAUUUGGUAGGGGUUACGCAAAAGAUAAUUACUUGUAAUAUCCCCCAUGUACUGAUACAAUUGAACAACAGUAGAUUUUGAAAGACUGACUUUUUAAUGGACUCUUUACCAAAAACAGGUAGUGUAUAAUUUAUUUACUUGGUGUAAAAAAAUUAUUUACUUUGUUUAGAAAAAACCCUCGUACAUGUUUUGCGCAUGACUCGCACUCGCGCUAGGUAGUCGUAGGAUUGACUAGUCAUGACUCGCUAGCGCGGAUGCGCGCACCGGGACCAUUCUUCUUGAAUAGUACCGUGAAGCUGGAAUAUGUUGACAGUAUAAGGUCUCCGUAUAUUCUAAUAAAUUGAAAGAGAAAGAUAAUGCCUAAUCCGUCACGACAGUAUAUUUUGGCUAAAAUGUCAUACCGUGAUUGGAUAUGCAUGUCUGUCUAAGAAAACAUUGCAGCUCUCGAAAAAUCCUUUGACCUUUACAAGCUUUGGUUUAUUAUUAUUUUUUUAUUUUUAUUUGCGUGCACAAAGCAAUUGAAAGUUUGAAAUAUUGCAUGUUAUUCAGCCGCAGCAAUACCACGACUCCACUAUUGCCCCUCUCUCAUUCUCCCUUUUCCUUUCUUUCUUUCUUUCUUCCUUCCUCUCUUUCUUUGAAUCUUAAAGAACUCUUAUGAUAUUCUUUAUACAUCUUCUUUUAGUUUCGUUCGAAUAAUUAGUUAAACACACCCACAGUUAUUCCAGUAAUAACAGCUAU
Octopus bimaculoides (California two-spot octopus) is the source of this 4329-nucleotide messenger RNA. RefSeq lists its product as uncharacterized. The record is from RefSeq and is a predicted model, not a curated record. Gene Ontology annotation, biological process: regulation of DNA-templated transcription. Lineage: Eukaryota; Metazoa; Mollusca; Cephalopoda; Octopoda; Octopodidae. Gene Ontology annotation, molecular function: RNA polymerase II cis-regulatory region sequence-specific DNA binding; DNA-binding transcription factor activity, RNA polymerase II-specific.